Molecule: messenger RNA, 2081 nt
Organism: Pogona vitticeps (central bearded dragon)
Lineage: Eukaryota; Metazoa; Chordata; Lepidosauria; Squamata; Agamidae
Source: RefSeq, a predicted model, not a curated record
CGGUGAACCCCCUGCAUGCGCCAGCCGGCUCAGUCCUCUGUCUGUGCCAAAAUUGUCCAGUUGCUGGGACAGAAUGAAGUAGAUCAUCACCAGAAACAGGUUGUUAUUCUAAGUCAAGACAGCUUCUACCGGAUACUCACCACAGAACAGAAAGCCAAAGCCCUCAAGGGCCAAUUCAACUUUGACCACCCAGAUGCCUUUGACAAUGAACUGAUUAUCAAAACACUCAGGGAGAUCACGGAGGGGAAGACAGUUCAGAUACCUGUUUAUGACUUUGUCUCCCAUUCUCGCAAAGAAGAGACUGUAACUGUGUAUCCUGCUGAUGUUGUGCUAUUUGAAGGCAUCCUAGCCUUCUAUAACCAGGAGGUUCGGGACCUUUUCCAAAUGAAGCUUUUUGUGGAUACUGAUGCUGAUACUCGGCUGUCUCGCAGGGUUCUGCGAGACAUCAGUGAGCGAGGCAGAGACCUAGAGCAAAUCUUAUCUCAGUACAUUACCUUUGUCAAGCCAGCCUUUGAAGAAUUCUGCCUGCCUACCAAGAAGUAUGCUGAUGUCAUUAUCCCAAGGGGAGUGGAUAACCUCGUGGCCAUCAACCUCAUUGUCCAACACAUUCAGGACAUCUUGAAUGGCGGUCACGGCAAGCGCCACUGCAAUGGCUACUUGAACGGCUAUGCUCCUCACCGCCAGCAUCAGUGCUCAGAAUCCAGCAGCCGGCCACACUGACCCCCAGGGUUAAGAGGAGCCCGUGCGCUGCCAAUCUUAAGCAUUGCAUCCACUUGGCCUCUGCCCAGCCUCCCUUGUCUGCUGGAGAGACUGGCAGGCCUGGACAGAGGACCUUUGCUUCGAUGAGCUGAGCUUGCCCGCCUGUAGUGGUGCUGUCCCAAACUCCGCCACGGACAAGAAAAUCUCUUCAGUAAAAAUACAGAUGAUCUCUUUAUUUUGUGCAACGGCAAGAUGGCAUCUCUUGGUUGUGAGACCACACCAUUUCUGAGAUGUCCAUAGAUAUCUGUGAGGGGUGGGAAUUGAACUGGAACUGGCUAAAAAUGGCACUUAAACCUCAGGCUUGCAUUUACAGGAGAAGAGGUGAUGGGGUUAAGCAACACUUUUCCCCCCCUUUGUUUCUUUUUCUCUCUUUUUGCUCCGGUUACUAAACAUGUGUGUCAUUUUUUUAAAAUUUCUGGGAAGUGAGCAGAGACAGUGAAAGUGGGACAUGAGGCUCAGCCCAUUAUAUUUAAGUCUUGCCAUCUGGGCUGCCGAUGCCCAUAUUCUCUUGUCCUCUGUAUCCCCUACUGCUAUGGUGCCAGAGGCUAAGCAGUGGUUCUGUGAGACACUGGUUAAUAUUGAAGUGAUGAGGACAGAGCUGAAACAUUUGACUUCUCCUUGGCCUUAAGCUUCCAGCAGUGUUUUCUGUACAUGGAGCAUACACUCUGCUUUCCCAAGUGCCCACAUGCCAGCCAGGGAACUGGUAUUCCCACUGAUGCCCCUGAAGCUCUAUUCAGGUAGAGCAGAGCACAGGCUAUCUCAGCCAUUCAGCAGGAUAGUUGGGCCCAUAUCACCUUGGAGCAAUGGGACUGAUACAGAGGGUCCCCAGGAGGGACCAGUGCCAGAGAACAAAGUAAAGGAGUGCACUGUUGUAUUUUUGAUGGCACCAAGAGAUGAUUCUACCGAUCCUGCACUCUCUUUUCUGGCUGUGGUGUCCUCCAGGACAAGGUUCUUGUCAAUGUCUGAUACUCUGCCCUAGACACUCAUAUUUCAGCUGAAGUGGAGCUGGUAAGCAAAGCUUUGUUUCUCCUUUAGUAUUUGGGGCUCUGGCUAGCUGGAAAGCGAAGGAUAAAUCUGCCUUAUUGUGCCCCAUUCCACACUAGCAGUUAUUGUUUCCCUCAAACAUUCAAGGGAGAAGAAACUGUGGGAGAAAAAAACUCGGUCCUCAAAGUCUUGUUCUUCAGAGGGGUUUGGAUGAAUUCUCCGCAUGGUGGGGCAGGAUAGGACAGAACAAUUCCUAUGUUUCUGGGCUCUUCCUGAGAUGAAUGGGAUGAGAUAAAUUUUCCUUUAUUUCCCUUAAUAAAGAUGGCAUAAUGAAAAGA